AUGGUCCUCAUUAUAGUGGACUACAUCAGUGCUCCAUUUUCUCGUCGAAACGGUGAACUUUUCCUCAACUAUGGCAACGAGAAAUUAUUUUUCUCUUCAGCGCAACGUGAUAUGUUGACGCAUGAGAUUCUGACGCAGAUUGAUAUUAGCCGUGACUUAGCAGAAGUGAAUCGGAAAGAAGUAGAAGAAGAGUCACAAGAAUCUGUGAUUAACGAGCAGCCGCUUAAACGCAAAGGACUGCAGUAUCUUAGAAUGAAGAAAUCUUAUGAGGACUCCUUCAUAUUACAUGAACCUAGCAAGGAGGAGCCAUACUUUCGAAGGAUGCGAGAAAAUUCGCUUGUUACGUAUCUAGAACUAAUGCAAGAAAUAGAGAAAGACCCUAGAAAGAAACUGAGCGAUCUCUGGAGCAGAUUUUUACGUUUCCAACCACUUGGAGUGAUUCGGGAAUAUUUCGGAGAACAGAUUGCAUUCUAUUUCGCCUGGCAAGGAACCUUCUUAACAAUGCUUUGGCCAGCAACUUUUUUGGGUUUAGCUGUAUUCGUUUUUGGCUUCACAAAAAGUGUGCGAACCAAUCCAGCCACAUUCGGAAACUGCACUGUGGUAAACUAUUCUGGCGAAACUAUUUUAAUUCCUUGUAACUUACGAAAUAAAAUGUCUCAGUUCUUCACAACUUUAUCAUCCUGGUUUAUGAAGUCUUUUGACAAUGAAUUGAACGCGUUUUUCGCCGCAUUCAUGUCGAUUUGGGGAACAAUGUUCUAUCAAAUCUGGCGGAGAAACAACGCAGUGCUCGCUUACGAGUGGGAUUGCGAAGACUUCAAUGAAGUGGAGCCAGAUCGGCCGGAAUAUCAUGGAAGGUCAAAAAGGGAGGAUCCUGUGACUGGAGAAACGGAAUAUUUUAACCCAAAUAUAAUUCGUGUAUUCAAAUACACGGUCUCGUGCCUCAUCGUCAUUUUGAGCAUGUGCCUAGUCGUGAUCAGUGUUUUGUUGGUCACCUUGUACAAACUAUGGGCCAUAUCGGCGCAGGAUUGCCGCAAAGAGUAUACUUUUUCUUGCUCAGUCUUCACAGCUUUUGUGCCUUCAUUGAUGAAUACACUUUCAACAAUGAUUCUUGGUAGCGUUUACGGGUGGAUCGUCGUAAAGCUGACGGAUUGGGAAAAUCAUCGCACAAACUCCGAGUAUCACAACAGUCUUGUGAUCAAGAUGUUUGCCUUACAGAUGGUCAACAACUAUACAUCGCUUUUCUACAUAGCUUUUGUUAGACCUGAAAACAAUGGUUUCCAACAGAAAGGACUGUUUGGCCUAGGAGCAGACUUCAAAGACGUUUGUUUGCCGGGUACAUGUGGUUCCCUUCUAGCAGUUCAAUUAAUUACUCACAUGCUCAUCAAACCUUUGCCGAAAUUUACGAGUGAUAUUGUGAUACCAUCUGUAGUGCGAAUAUUCCGACUGAGGAAGUGGUAUCACCAAGAUCGCCAGAACAUGAAGGAUAUGAUGAACGAGGGUGAUGAGACUAAUGUGCUUGUGCGAGAAUGGUUGAAGCCAAAAGCGGAGCAGUUUACACAUGGCGAAUUCAACGAGAAAAUCAUACUUUUUGGGACUACCAUGAUGUUCGCUGCUCUUUUUCCUUUGGCGCCUUUGAUUGCUCUCAUAAUUGGGCUGAUAGACCUUCGCAUAGAUGCUCUUCGUCUCCUAUGGUUUAACAGGCGGCCAGUCCCAGUCAUGGCGCAAGGUAUCGGCAUUUGGCUGCCCAUUCUCUAUUUUCUGCAGUAUGCGGCUGUCAUGACCAAUGCCUUCAUUAUUGCCUUUACCUCGGAUUUCUGCUCGAACUUUUUCAGCGACUUGAUGUACUGCGACAUCAAGAAUCGGCUUCUGAUUGUUAUUGUAUUUCAGAAUAUGGUUUUUAUACUGAAGUACGUCUUUCAAAGUAUCAUACCCACUAUACCUGCUUCUAUACGGGUAGCACAAAGAAGGAAACGCUAUGUGGUGAACUACGUGAUCGAAAAAGGAGAUGUUCCGUAUCGAAUCAAAAAUAGGAGAAGGACGCGAAAUGCUAAGCUAGCUUGGAUAGUAUCGCGUGCCAAAGGAGGAACGGGUCCUAAACUCAUCCCAAAAAUCAAAGUGGAUGCCUUGAACGAAGCUUCUCCAUCAUCAGCAUAA
Molecule: messenger RNA, 2154 nt
Organism: Cylicocyclus nassatus
Lineage: Eukaryota; Metazoa; Nematoda; Chromadorea; Rhabditida; Strongylidae
Source: the annotation of a GenBank genome assembly